This is a messenger RNA of Kluyveromyces marxianus DMKU3-1042, 783 nucleotides long. RefSeq names its product SDR family NAD(P)-dependent oxidoreductase (gene fabG). The transcript has a single exon. NCBI's taxonomy places the organism in Eukaryota, Fungi, Ascomycota, Saccharomycetes, Saccharomycetales, Saccharomycetaceae. Gene Ontology annotation, molecular function: oxidoreductase activity, acting on the CH-OH group of donors, NAD or NADP as acceptor; quinone binding. Bases 1 to 783 code for a protein of 260 amino acids. The record is from RefSeq and is a predicted model, not a curated record. Gene Ontology annotation, biological process: fatty acid biosynthetic process.
AUGUUAUCGCAUUCUUUAUUUCAAGACAAGGUAGCCGUAGUAACCGGAGCUUCAACGGGUGUUGGAGAAGCUAUUGCAACCGCAUUAUUCGAAAAGGGUGCAUUAGUCUUUAUUACAUCAAGGCAUUUAGCUGAGAUUCAGCAAACGGCCAACAGAAUUGACCCUACGGGUAAGAGAGUAUUUGGUAGAGCGGUCGACGUCACACGUGCUGAAGAGGUAAAGAACCUUUUUGCAGAGAUAGAAGCCACAUUUGGAUCUUUGCAUCACUUGGUAAACAAUGCCGGUAUAACUGGCCCACAUAAUACUGGAAUUGAGAACUAUGAUUUGGAUGAUUGGAAACGUGUGAUAGACACAAACAUCAAUGGAAUGUUCUACACUUUGAAAUAUGCUUUACCCCUAAUGGAAAGUACUGUAGGAUCAGAAAAGAACUGUAUCGAGACAACGGUAGUAAACCUAUCGGCCGUUAACGGAAUUGUUGGUAUACCAGGAAUAUCUCCAUAUACCGCAUCGAAGCAUGCCGUCGCAGGCAUAACACAGAGUGUCGCACUAGAAUAUGCGCAGAGGCAUAUCAGAAUUAAUGCUGUUGCUCCAGGGUACGUUUCAACUCCAAGAAUUAACGAUUUACCUCCCGAAGUGCAAAAUUGGAUGGCAAGGCAGCAUCCCAUGCAAAGAAUGGCUUCCUUAUCAGAAGUUUCUAAUACGGUACUGUUUUUGCUGUCCACUCUAAGCAGCUUUACUACUGGAGUCGUGUACCCUAUAGACGGGGGGUACUUGGCUCAGUGA